Propithecus coquereli (Coquerel's sifaka) is the source of this 435-nucleotide messenger RNA. It is a transcript of the gene EPPIN, whose product is annotated as epididymal peptidase inhibitor. Gene Ontology annotation, molecular function: peptidase inhibitor activity. Gene Ontology annotation, biological process: negative regulation of peptidase activity. Bases 37 to 435 code for a protein of 132 amino acids. The transcript is spliced from 3 exons. The record is from RefSeq and is a predicted model, not a curated record. Gene Ontology annotation, cellular component: extracellular region. Lineage: Eukaryota; Metazoa; Chordata; Mammalia; Primates; Indriidae.
UUCUGGAACCACCAGACAGGCAGGUCCCUCUUCAGAAUGAAAUCUUCUGGACUUUUGAGCCUCCUGGUGCUAUGCAUCCUCUUCAUGAAUGUCCAGGGACCUGGUCUAAGUGAAUGGUUCUUUCCCAAGAGAUGCCCCAGAAUCAGAGAGCAAUGUGAAUUCAAGGAAAGGGACGUGUGUAAGAAGGACAGACAAUGCCAGGACAAGAAGAAGUGCUGCGUCUUCAGCUGUGGAAAAAAAUGUUUAGACCUCAAACAAGUUCUCGACUCCAGGGUGUCUUUGCAGAUAUAUGCACUAUGCCAAAAGAAACUGGCCCGUGCCUGGCUUUCUUUCGUCGUUGGUGGUACAAUAAGCAGAAUAAUACCUGCUCCGUUUUCAUCUACGGUGGCUGCCAGGGAAACAAUAACAACUUCCAAUCCAAAGCCAUCUGCCUGA